Brachypodium distachyon (stiff brome) is the source of this 1122-nucleotide messenger RNA. RefSeq lists its product as uncharacterized. The record is from RefSeq and is a predicted model, not a curated record. The transcript is spliced from 4 exons. The coding region runs from base 258 to 926 and encodes 222 amino acids. Lineage: Eukaryota; Viridiplantae; Streptophyta; Magnoliopsida; Poales; Poaceae.
GCCAUGAUGGUCAGGUUGCAGAAACGAAUAUGAUACGCCUCCGCAAAAGCUUGACAGGUAGUGGCUUUGCGCGUCGCCAUAACAGAGAGGUCUUGGUCCUCUUCAUCUCUCUCCCUUGUCGGGGGUCCGGGGACUUCAACGGCGAAGAAGAGGCGAGGCAGCGAGCACCUGCCUGCCUGCGGUAACCCGACGACCUGAGCUGCGUCCGAGGCUCUGAGUUCCCACCGGCGGGCCAUAGCGCUCACUUCGGCCGUAGCAUGAGGUGGCCGCCGCCGAUCUCGCCUCGCCGCCUCCUUCUCGUCGUCCUAUUCGUCGCCCUCUGCUCGAUUCCUGGGACUCUUUCUUCGAGGCUCGUCACACUUGAUACCAUUGAUAUAUUUACCACUCAUGAAUGGUUCCACAGCAAGCCAAGUGUGUAUUUCCGUUGCAGUGGAGAUAACAAGACACAUUUACCUGACGUGAAGGAGGCAGAUUCGAUAUAUACAUUUAAGGGUGAAGAAUCAUGGCAGCCCUUAACAGAACUUCCAGAAAAUAAGUGCAAGCGAUGUGGUAUGUAUGAAGAGGAUACGCUUCUACAUGAUGAUGUCUUUGAUGAAUGGGAGCUGUGUUCUAGUGAUUUCAAAGAUGGCAAGUACACACAUUUCAAACAAGGCCAGUUCAAUGCAACUUUCCUGUGCCCAAACUGUACUGCCCCUACUGGUGCUGCAACACAUGGCUCUAGCUCGGAAGUGGAAUCUAAAAAGACAUCGGUCGUGGUUAUCAUAAUAGUAAGCGUUCUUGUCUCCGUUAUUGUCAUCCUCGCCUUGUUCGGGGGUUACAAGUACUGGCUGAGGAAGAAGAGGGAGCGAGAUCAGUUACGAUUUCUCAAGCUUUUCGAAGAGGGAGACGACAUGGACGACGAACUGGGCCUUAGCAAUGAAUUCUAAGAAUGAUAACACAUACAGCCUGACGCUCUGAUCUCCGGUGUUCAGAUAUGGUUUCUCCACUUCACCGUGUAUAAAAUUGUCCUUUUGUUGUGUGCUCCAAAAUUUUGUUAUGUAUAGCAUCUCCGUAGUUGAAACACAUGACUCUGACAACAGCAAAAAACCUCGGUUUAAUGCAUAGCACUUUUCCGCUCGUACA